AUGGCUGCUACACAAGAGAUGAAGCCGAACGGCGAGCCAGCAUGGACCCUGCAAACUCCUCCGCCCCUGCCUGCCGGCUAUGACAAGCAUCAUAUCGUUUUCCUGGAAGCUGUCCAUCUGCCCUUGGCUCCGCUACCUUUUGAAUACACCAUCGAUAUCCACCAAAGGACGCAAGGCCAUGAGAUCGCAGAACGCAUCAAGCCGGCUACCAUCGUCAUCUCAAAUGUGCUCGAUGUCAAGCCAUCCGACAUGGACCAUGCCCCGAAUCUUCAACUACUGGCAGUAUUAGCAACAGGUAUGGGCUGGGUCGAUAAGGAGUACUGUGCAAAGCGAGGAAUCAGUGUUGUCAACUCUCCCGGUGCAAACAUUGAUGCGGUAUCCGAACAUUUCAUGGCUUUGUACUUUGCCAGCAGAAAGCGACUCGGCGUUAUUGACCAGAACGUCAAGACUUCUGACGAGUGGCUGAAGACUUACAGCUUGACCAAGAAAGUAUGGCCUGAAGGUCCGCCUCUUGGUGUCAAGCAGGAAACACUCGGGAUUGUCGGGUACGGUGCUCUAGGGCAGAACAUUGCGGCGUUGGCAAAAGCGAUCGGCUUUCGCGAGGUCCUGGUUGCAGAACGAAAAGGUGCAGUGAAGAUCAGGAUGGGUCGUGUCACUUUUGAAGAUCUGCUCACGAGAAGCACCACAAUUGUCCUUGUGUGCCCCAGAGAACCAGAUACAAUCAAUCUGAUCGACGAGCACGAGUUCGGCAUGAUGAAGAAGGAAGUACUUCUCAUCAACAUCGCCCGUGGAGGUAUCGUGAACGAGGCGGAACUCGCAAAAGCCUUGAAGGAGCAUCGCAUCUUUGGCGCUGCCACCGAUGUGCUGGACAGCGAGCCUGGCGGACCUGGCACAACUCCACUGCUUCCGGAUCUAAGUAAAGGUGAGGACCCAGUCCCAAACCUCAUUGUCACCAGCCAUGUCGCUUGGUUCUCCGGAAGCACGAUCGCAAAUCUACAGAAAGUCAAUUGCGAUGCGAUGACUGCGUUCGUGGAGGGCAGGAUGUAUGACCCGAAAGCCAGGGCAUGCGUUGCAGUACAUGAUGGCAAGACUUGGAAAUGA
Messenger RNA from Fulvia fulva, 1101 nucleotides. Its product is annotated as Glycerate dehydrogenase. NCBI's taxonomy places the organism in Eukaryota, Fungi, Ascomycota, Dothideomycetes, Mycosphaerellales, Mycosphaerellaceae. Bases 1 to 1101 code for a protein of 366 amino acids. The transcript has a single exon. Gene Ontology annotation, molecular function: oxidoreductase activity, acting on the CH-OH group of donors, NAD or NADP as acceptor; NAD binding. The record is from RefSeq and is a predicted model, not a curated record.